Molecule: messenger RNA, 855 nt
Organism: Saitoella complicata NRRL Y-17804
Lineage: Eukaryota; Fungi; Ascomycota; Saitoellomycetes; Saitoellales; Saitoellaceae
Product: HIT-like protein
Exons: 3
Coding region: 162-719 (185 amino acids)
Biological process (GO): nucleotide metabolic process
Molecular function (GO): catalytic activity
Source: RefSeq, a predicted model, not a curated record
CCGAGGAUGGAGUAUGGGAGUGCGCAGGUGCCGUUGGGGAGGUUCCCAUUCCGGUCGAGCUCGAGCGUGAGGCCUGGCAUUCGGCUGCCACACAAGCCACCCCCGCGUCCCUAACCUCGAAAAGGCAAAAAACGUACGAAGGGACCAGACCAAAGAUUUUCAUGAGCUCGUCGUGUCCAUUUUGCAGCAUUUGUGAGAGCAGCGUGGUGGGUUCUGACUUACGAGAUGUCAAGAACGCCUUUGUCUUGCUGUCAACCAGGCACUGUGUUGCUUUCCUCGAUAUCCAGCCUAUGACACUUGGACAUACUCUGGUCGUUCCACGGGAGCAUUGCAUGCGAUUAACUGAUCUUUCAUCGGAAUCUGCUGCUGAAGUAGGGCGGGUAAUGCCUUUACUUGCACGAACCGUCUGCGCAGCGGUGGGCGAACAAGGAGGAGGCAAAGUCACGGACUUCAACUGCAUUCAAAACAACGGUGGGCGAAGAGCCAUCUCUAUCUACAAUUCAACUCAUGCUGUUGGUAUUCGUUUAGGCCCGUCGGCAGGACAGGUUGUUGACCACGUUCACUUUCAUUUGAUACCCCGAGGAGAUGCGCUUGCGAAAUGGAACAUGUUCGGUAAGGGUCAGCGAGAAGACAUAGAUGAUGAAGAGGGCGCCGCGCUGGCAGCAAGGGUACGGUCAUAUAUUGCAGAGGAUGCAGAAGCACGCUCGGCCAAGCUAUAGAUCAAGAUGGCUGCAUUCGGCGAGAUUGAAUUCAAUCUGCUUCCCUAGCCUAACGAAGUCGUGCUUCCAUGAAUCCCAUCGGUGUCGACGUUGAAGGGACCAGAGGCAUUUCCCUAAUGACAACAGAAGAUGCAGC